AUGCCCUUCAGUAUCACCACUCCACACGCAGCGAGCACCGCAGCCAUGAUGAGAAUAGCCAUUGCUGGAGCCGGGGGUUUCGCUGCAGUCCUCGCCCUCCACAUCUCUGAAACAGCAAAUCCCAUAGUUAUUCUCUCAAGAGAACCGCAACCAGAAUUCGAGCAACAGUACGAGUGUCAGGUUGCCGUCGUUGACUACGACGACGAUGAGACCCUGAAGUUCGUCCUCCAGGGAAUCGACAUCGUCAUCUCAACGAUUCGCGGUCAAGAACAGAUCAACCUUAUCAAAGCCGCCAGGAACGCCCGAGUCCGUCUUUUCGUCCCAGCCGAGUUCGAGGGCUGCCUCUCACGCCGUCCGUCAUCAUCCAACCACCCCCUUGACUUCGGUUCAUCCGAAGCGAUCGAGCUCCUCAAACACUGCGCAAGCUCCAAGUCCAAAAAGAUAGAGUACACCGUAUUCUCUUGCGGCAUUCUGUAUGAGCGUUUUGCCCCAGGCGGUCUGGAGCAGUACGGUAUGGGAAUGCGCGAAAACAUUCAAGCCCAGGGGAGCUAUCUCGUCGACGUUGGCAACUGCACCGCAGACAUCGUCGAGACAAACUCACAGGGACGCCCCGUACAGGUCUCCAUGACUUCGGUCGCAGACGUUGGCCGGUUCAUUGCUGCUGCUCUCGACAUUGGCCCUGGCAACUGGCCUCGAGAGUUCAAGAUGCGCGGCGACCGAAUGUCCGUCCGUGACAUCUUUGCCAAUUGCAGCAACGUGCGUGGAGUCGCCUUCUCCCUUCGAACCCGCAAAUGCUCCAAGCUCUCCAGCGACCUCGCCCACUACGCACAGAGACAGAACUGGGACCAGUGGUGGAACAUCCAACGCCUAAUCGCUACUGCCGAGGGCCGUUACGACUUCCGCCAGGCUGAUCUCAACGAGGCCGUUGACUUCCAGCCAGUCAGCUUCAGGAGCUGGCUGGAGGCUCAAUGGGGAUCUGGUUAA
Molecule: messenger RNA, 984 nt
Organism: Colletotrichum karsti
Lineage: Eukaryota; Fungi; Ascomycota; Sordariomycetes; Glomerellales; Glomerellaceae
Product: isoflavone reductase family protein
Exons: 3
Coding region: 1-984 (327 amino acids)
Source: RefSeq, a predicted model, not a curated record